This is a messenger RNA of Labrus bergylta (ballan wrasse), 3417 nucleotides long. Lineage: Eukaryota; Metazoa; Chordata; Actinopteri; Labriformes; Labridae. The record is from RefSeq and is a predicted model, not a curated record.
AGAGAGGAGGAGGCAAAGAUAUAGUGUUCGGUAAUAGAAGCUAUUUUUACAGGUUUUAUUCAUAGCGUCUCAUAGCGGUAUUUAUGUCUUCCUGUGAGCCGCAGUGUUUAGUAUUUAUAGAUAAGAAGAGAAAAAGAAGUCAAAGGGAACAAAUUGAGCAGAAGUGGAGGAGAUGGUGCAGAAGAUGCUCUCAUUUUCCUCAUCAUUACAGCCUCUUUAUUCUCCCUCCUCCCUCUCUGUCUUUCCAGGCCAGUUUCGAAGCCUUGUUUCGCUCCUUCGAUCCCGAGGUGCAGUUCCAGUACUUCAAGUCGUUCCGGCGAGUCAGGAUCAGCUUCAGUGACGCUCUGGCUGCAGCCGAGGCCAGACUCCGACUCCACAAGACCGACUUCAACGGCAAAGAGAUGAGACUUUACUUUGCCCAGUCUGUGCACAUAGGGAGUCCUCGUCUGGAGCCCCCCAAACCCGACAAGCAGUUCCUGAUCUCGCCCCCUGCCUCCCCUCCGGUUGGCUGGGAACAAUCUCUGGACGCAAAGCCAGUCGUCAACUACGACCUGCUGUGUGCCAUCUCAAAGCUAGGACCAGGGGAAAAGUACGAGCUCCACACUGCCACACCCACCACCCCGAGCGUGGUCGUCCACGUCUGUGAGGAUGAGCGCGGCGACAGCUCGGCCCCGGACGACAGCGACCAAGACGACAAACCCCGCUCGCCUCGUCCCAAGAUCAUCCAGACGCGACGUCCCGACUACACAGCCGGCGUGGAGCAGUGAGCGACAACCCAGAAAGAGGACGCAUCCAUCGUGACGGCUGUAACAUUUCAUCCUGAAGUGAUUUGACGAGAGCUGAACACGCUCUCAGAGCUAUGAGGAAGGUUUGGGGACUUUUGGAAGCCGCCUGAGGGUGCUGCGAUGUCCUGUAGACGAGCAUUUCAUAAGACGGAGAGAAAACGUGCUGCAUUCAUGUUCAGUGGGAAAGAGAGGAAAACAAAAUUCCAAGUGGAAACAUAGAGUUCAGUUUAGCCAUCAGCGUGUAAAUUGAGGUUUGGGUAUUAAACUGAUGGAAAUAUGUGUUUAGCAGUGUACAAAAUAAUGCAUACUAAUGUUAGAGUUGUAGAGUAAUGAGUGGGAGGAGACUAUACUGGAUUCUUGGUUGAAUAGUUAUCUUGUAAAAAAUAAAAAUAUCAUGAUUAAGUGUGUCAGAAGCAAAUGAAGACUGUACACAACAAACAACGUGAUUGAGAUGUUGGUUAUUCCCACAUGACAUGAAUGCAGCAUCAUUCUGACAAGUCUCGUCCCCUCGUGAAGAGUGUGGGACCGAAAAAAGGAAAACGACUUUUGGCGACUUUCAGUUUAAUUCUUCAGACUGUUUUUGAUUUUUUGCUAGGGUGCUACAUGUGUGUGUGUGUGUGUGUGUGUGUGUGUGGUGUGUGUGUGUGUGUGUGUGUGUGUGUGUGUGUGUGUGUGUGUGUGUGUGUGUGUGUGUGUGUGUGUGUGUGUGUGUGUGUGUGAGAUUCAGCUGUAGAGUUUACACACGGCUGGCAGGUGCUCUUUCACAUCUUGAGCCCGCCAUGUCGGCGCUGCAGCUCCCUGUUACUCUUCACUGCUGUUUGAUGUCAGCUGUUCUGUGGUGGUGGACGUGUAGUCAAGUCAAAGCCCACCUUGCUCACAUUUGUCUCCACUGAAACAUGAUUCAAAGUGAGGAGACCUGAUGUGUUGUUUCUGUAAAGACGUCUAACAGUGUUAUUCUGGGGUUCUUUCAGUUUUCUACUCUGCCUGUCUGUCUGUGUUUGGAUUGUAGUGUUGAAAAUAACUGUUUGACAUUUAAUGGAGCAAAAGUACUCAAGGCUUUUUUUUUUUAUUAUUUCUGAAUGUAAAAUACACCCAUAGCUCUCUGGAAACGAGGGCUUCAACUCCACCAACCAUGGUAUGAUGUCUGUUUAAAACAAAAAGGAAAGGAAACAUGGUUUACUAGUAUUCAGAAAGAAAAGUCUGCCAACUUGAAGCACUGUGUCUUAGCCUGUGACUCAGGGCUGUGUCGGCCCGCUCAUCAGUUUCCUGUUGUAUCGGGAGCAUUUGUUUGUUUUUUAGUGUGUCACCUGUGCUUCAUGCCUGUUGUGUUCAUAAAGUGGGAAAGAAUGACCGUGUAGGAUCUAGAGGUGCCCCAAUGAUAUUUUUCCUGCUACCUUAAAAAAUGAAAGAAAGAAAAUGACUGGUUUAAAUGCUUAGUAAAUCUUUAGGCCCUGACAAUAACAGGAAAACAUUUCAGGACAUCCUGCUCCUGUAUCCCACACAUGCCCCUAACAGAAGAUCAACCAAAGUAUCAAAGACAACAAAAUAAGAGUAACAGCCUCUCUUCACGUAUGAAGAUUUCACCAGUUUCUCACUCCUCCAUCCCGAGCCGCUCGUCGCUGCUGCGUCCUCACAUCAGAUCAUCCUGACUUGUUGCAGAAUUUGACAUCGGGGCUGAUCGAUAAAAUAGGAAUGAAAAAUGCUUUCACACAUUCAACUCACACUCACUUGAUGUUUUAGGAGUGCACUGUGUGUGUGUGUGUGUGUGUGUGUGUGUGAGAGAGAGAAGAUCUAACAAAAUGACUGACAGAACCGAAAAAGAAAUCUGAAAUUAGAUUGAAUAGAAAAAGGUUUCCUGUGACGCGUCUCUGUGUGGUGGAAACUGUGGUGAGGGGUUUAAAUUACAGGGUGUGGGUGCUUUUUUUAAUGAAGAGGAGGAAACCUGUGAACAAUAGUUUCUGUUAGCAUCACAUGCUAUUGUCCAUAGCUCUGUUGUUAGCUUUACACGCGAGGUGUGCAGGCGUGUGUGUUUCAUUAAGAUCUUCUGAUGUGUUCCUUCCAUCUGUUUAGCUUUGAGAUAAAUCUCACACUCAUCGCCCCCGUCUAAUAUUACAUUACCUUAAACUUGCUCCUGUAGUUUUAUUUUCCUGGGGGGUGGCGGCAGCAACUUUUUAUGGAGCAGAGAGUAUACUAGCAAAUGAAGAGACAUGAAAGUGCCACUUCAAAUGGGUUGAAAGUGAAAGAAGCUGCUGAUUUUGCAGAUGCAACAUCAGCCACACUAAACGAUACAUCCCUGCAGAAUGUAAAAAAAAUAAAUAAAAAAAAGCCUCUUGUAUCUAGAUGUGAGAAAAUGUGGUUAUUGCAUUAAUUUGUAGCUAAUAAUUGUUGCUUUUGUUUGAUAGGAUUUUCAUUGAAGAGGAUUAUUGCAUGUUGGAUAGUGGAAGCAGCACUGUGAAGCACAUGAUGCACUGCCAGAAAGCUCACCUGUCCCAUGUUAGAGGACUGGAGGUUACAUAAGGCUGUCAGUUUAGCUACUUUUUUACUACUACUGCUGUGUGAUUCAUUCAUGUUUGGACAAAAAGAGUGAUUAACAUCGUUGAAGUACCAUGAAAUAAAGAUUGAACCAUGUUAA